Molecule: messenger RNA, 415 nt
Organism: Paramecium octaurelia
Lineage: Eukaryota; Ciliophora; Oligohymenophorea; Peniculida; Parameciidae
Source: the annotation of a GenBank genome assembly
AAUGAGUGCAUAUGAUGUUCUUCCAAGUAAUUGGAUUUAGAUACAAUACACAUAAGUUGAGAAAAUAUUAGUUCCUGAACCUCUUUUUGCCAGAAAAAGAUAGUAUAAUAGCUAUAUUUGUCAUAAAAGCAGGUGGCGCAAUGAAAUCAUUAAGCAUUUGAUUUACGUAGUUGAAAACUACAUUUUAUAUUAUUAAUCCUAAUGUAAUGAUCAAAAAAAAGCAUAAUAAUGCAUUUUCAACGUUAUAACUAACAAUUAAUUGUCUCACUUUCAUUGUACUAAGAGUACCAGUUCAAAUAACUAAGGUUUGAAAUACAUAAGAUAUUAAAGGUUCACUUUAAUAAUCUAUGAACCAAACUUAACCGCUUACUAUCACAGGAGUUGCAAAGCUUUCUUUGCCUCUUAAAAUUCUUGA